Molecule: messenger RNA, 1362 nt
Organism: Lasiodiplodia theobromae
Lineage: Eukaryota; Fungi; Ascomycota; Dothideomycetes; Botryosphaeriales; Botryosphaeriaceae
Product: Phosphomevalonate kinase
Exons: 2
Coding region: 1-1362 (453 amino acids)
Biological process (GO): ergosterol biosynthetic process; isopentenyl diphosphate biosynthetic process, mevalonate pathway
Cellular component (GO): peroxisome
Molecular function (GO): ATP binding; phosphomevalonate kinase activity
Source: RefSeq, a predicted model, not a curated record
AUGGCUACGGCUGUCUCUGCGCCUGGCAAGGUCCUGCUCGCCGGCGGCUAUUUGGUGCUCGACCGCGACUUCAAUGGCCUCGUGUUUGGCCUCAGUGCCCGCAUCCAUGUUCUCGUCCGCCCGCUGUCGACGGGCUCCGGCGUUAGCCUCUCCGAGAUAAUUGUCCAGUCGCCUCAGUUCGUCGGCGCGAGCUGGGAAUAUGGCUACAGGCUCGCCGAGUCCGCUGGCGGCAUCGAGGUGACUCAGCUCCAGGCUCGCGCUACAGAAGCACUCCAUCGCAAUCCCUUCGUCGAGACGGCUCUCAGCUAUGCGCUCACCUACAUCUCAGCUAUCACCCCGCAACGCAUUGCGCCGGCCUCGAUAACCAUCCUGGCCGACAACGACUACUACUCCGCCGGCCCUGCCGACGUCCAGCCGCCUGGCGAGCGGUUCAAGAGUUUUAACGUGCCGCUGUGGGAGGCGCACAAGACCGGGCUUGGCUCCUCCGCUGCCCUGGUCACCGCCUUCACCGGCGCAGUGCUGUCUCAUUACCUUCCUGAGAAUGUCUUUUCGCUUGCGACCGACGAAGGGAAGUUGCGGCUGCACAACCUCGCACAAGCUGCCCAUUGCGCCGCCCAGGGCAAGGUUGGCUCCGGCUUCGACGUCGCGUCUGCAGUGUUCGGCUCCUGUCUGUACCGCAGGUUCUCGCCGUCGCUCCUGUCGGCUCAUGGAGAACCCGGCGAAGCUGGGUUCGCCGACGCUUUGAGGGCUCUGGUGGACGACAGUGAGCCUUCGCGCAAGUGGGAUACCGUGAUUACCAAGUCCGCAAUUAAAGUCCCCGAAGGAAUCCGCCUCGUGAUGUGCGACGUCGACUGCGGCUCCCAGACGCCCAGCAUGGUGAAAAAGGUGCUCGCAUGGCGCGCCGAGAAGGCGGACGAGGCAAAUGCGCUGUGGGCGCAGCUGCAGAGGAGCAACGAAGCGCUCGCAGCGGAGCUGGUCGCGCUUGCAGAAAGUAAGAGCCGUGACUACGAGAAGCUAAAGAGCCGCAUCGCAGAUAUCCGGCGGCUGGUCCGAGACAUGUCGCAGCAGUCGGGAGUGCCGAUUGAGCCGGCAGAGCAGACGGCGCUGCUGGACGCGUGCUCGCAAGUGCCCGGGGUCAUUGGCGGCGUGGUGCCAGGGGCGGGUGGGUAUGACGCGGUUUCCCUGCUGAUAGAGGAUCGGCCUGACGUGGUGGAGAAGCUGCAAGGGCUGCUUCGGGGGUGGAAAGCGGAUGCCACGGCUGGAGGAGUGAGCAUUGGGCGCGUGGGCAUGCUGGGCGUGCGCGAGGAGAUGGAGGGCGUGCGGCUCGAGAGCGCGGCGGCGUACGGGCGAUGGGCGCAGUGA